AAAGUCUAACUUCCGUUCUCUAAUGCGUACAAAGUGGCUGUUGUGUGCAUCUUUGGACUCUUCUAGCUUUUUAUUUAUUGAUGUUUUGCUACUGUUCCAUUUCCAUGGGCCCUACUAGAUUAGCGGUGGGGCCUACGUGUCUGCGAAUUUUGGGGUCUGCUCUCUGUAUUUCUAACCCCUGUAUCUAGCUCUUUGGGAGUGCAAAUGCAACAAAGAAGAUUUUGAGCUGUGAGACAGAGAGAAAUGAGUGACAGGAAAGGGGGUCAUGAUGAUGAUCGUGAGGAUACGUUUCUUGGAGGAGAAAUGGGGGGGGUUUCAAUGGAGGGCCAUCAUUUCUUGGAUGGUUUUGACAGGGAAAAUGAUGGGAGAUCAGGGUUUCUUGAAUUUGGGUAUGGGUAUCCUAAUCAUCAGUACUUUGAGCUCAAACUCCCACAUGAUGAUACUCAACUUGGUCACCUCAGUCCACUUGGUGACUCUGAUGAAAAUGAUGAUCCGUUUCUUGAACUCCAAGAAACUCUAGCAGCCCCAACUCCUCAUCAUGUGCCUCAAAAUGGAACUUACCACCCUGCUGUUGUUUCUUCUAACGAGGAGGUCGGUGGGGUGGUGGUGGAGAAAGAGGAGGAGAACAACAAGGAGGGGCUUGAGCAGCAGCCUCCAUCCCUUCCUCCUCCUCCACAACAACUUCAUAAUCACCUUCGCAUUAGUUUUACUUCUGAUCUUAAACCUCGCCUUAGAUGGACACGAGACCUCCAUUCAUGUUUCGUUAAUGCUGUCAAAGAGCUUGGUGGACCCCAAAAAGCAACACCAAGGUCUGUUCUACAAUUGAUGGAUGUCGAGGGAUUAACCCUUUUCCAUGUCAAGAGCCACCUCCAGAAGUAUAGACAAGGCAGACAUUCAGUAAAGGAAUUCAGCGAGCCACUCAUAAAUGGUAUCUCAGCUGCUCAGGGAUCCGAAGGCCCGGGUAGUUCUAUGAACUUGCCCCCAUCGCAAGCAAAGAAUCAACCCAAAGGCAAAUCAAAGGUUAAGAAAGAAGAUCGAGGCAGCCUUUAUCAGAAGAUUCAGGCCCAGCGAGCUAUACAUAGGUAUUUACAUGCACAAGGAAGUUACCUCAGAAUAGCAAUAAAUAACGCGUGUAAGUUUGCUUCUAACCAGUGCGUUGAAGGCGCAACCCUGGAAAAUAGCACUUACUAUGGGCAGGGCUUCGUCGGAUCAGGAAAUGCUGCCCUGCUGAUGCCAUAUUUUUACCAGAACCAGCUGAACACGAGCCAUGCAUGUAAUUCAAUGGAGGCAGUUAAUGCAGGUAUUUCUGUUGAAAUGCCAUGGAGUAGUUUCCAAACCCCAACGACAGUUCAAGCUGGGACUGAGAACAGCUCCGUUUCAGUCGGGCAUUCAACAGGUUCAUAUCUGGAAGGUUCCAAAACACUUCCUAGACAAGCAAGCGAGGGGGAUGGGGCAUCAUAUGAGGACCCCGUUGACAACUAUUUGAAUUGGGAUGACACUUGCACAAACAUCCUAGCUAUCGACUAUGGUCGCUUCGAUCCGGACAGAGUUGCCGGGACCUCUAAAUAACAGGCCAAAAUAAAUCAUCAAUCAUCGGAAUUUGGUUGGUCUGGCCAGUUUCAAGAAUUUCUACCCUUGCAUCAGGAGUAACCUCCCUACCUACCUAUCUAUGAUGUAAUUAACAGCCGUAAGACU
Populus euphratica (Euphrates poplar) is the source of this 1695-nucleotide messenger RNA. Its product is annotated as protein PHR1-LIKE 1-like. NCBI's taxonomy places the organism in Eukaryota, Viridiplantae, Streptophyta, Magnoliopsida, Malpighiales, Salicaceae. The transcript is spliced from 6 exons. Bases 244 to 1569 code for a protein of 441 amino acids. Gene Ontology annotation, molecular function: DNA-binding transcription factor activity; DNA binding. The record is from RefSeq and is a predicted model, not a curated record.